UAUAUAUAUAGAGAGAGAGAGAGUGAGAGUGAGGAAGAAGAAGAAGAAGAAGAAGAACCAGAGAAUAUUAUCUUAGAGAAGACCAAAAAUGGCACAGCUACUAUCACCACCCUCCUCCUCCGUUCUCGACGUAGCUUUAGUCGACGAUUUCUACUUCUCCUUACUCUUCGACGAACCUUCCACCGAUAUUUUACCAGUUUCCGACGCUAAAUAUGCCGAGGAGUUACAGUUCCAAGAAGCUCUCGUCUCUUCGGCCGAAGCCACCAGAAACCAAACGACGAUCGUUACUCCAUCGUUUUUUCUAAUAUCUUCUCCAUCGCCGCCGUCGAUAAUCAUCAAUGUUCAGAAACCGGUAGAAGAGAUCGGUCAAUCGUCGGAAAUAUUCUGCGAAAUCUGCACGGAGAGGAAACCGACGGACGAGAUCUUCCCCAACGCGAGUUGUACACACUCGUACUGCUCCGAUUGCAUAGGGAGACACGUGGCGAGCAAAAUCGGGGAGAGUUCGGCGGUGGCGGUUGUGGCGUGUCCUGGAUUGGAUUGCGGAGGCGUACACGAAUUGGAGAUCGAAUCGUGUCGAUCGAUUUUGCCGAAGGAAAUUGUUGAGAAAUGGGAUGAGGCUCUGUGUGAAGCUCUGUUAAUGGAGUGUGAGAAGUUUUACUGUCCGUUUAAUGAUUGUUCGGCGGUUUUGGUGAGGGAAAUUGGGGAAGAAGAGGUGAUAAUGGAGUCGGAGUGUCCGAUUUGCCAUAGAUUGUUCUGUGCGCGGUGUAAUGUGGUUUGGCAUUCGGGGAUUGGGUGUGAAGAUUACCAGAGAUUGAAUGAAGAUGAGAGAGGGAGUGAGGAUUUGAUGGUUAGAGAAAUGGCGAAUCAGAAGAAUUGGAAGAGAUGCCCUCGUUGUAAAUUCUAUGUUGAAAGAAUCGAUGGUUGUUUGCAUAUUACUUGCAGGUGUAAUUACCAGUUUUGUUAUGGAUGUGGUUCACAAUGGACUGAAACCCAUGGUAGUUGUCAAAGAAAUUAAAGACAUGACCACUUAAUUAUCACACUAUUAUGGUAACUAAAAAGAGGAAGGAAGAAGAAUAUAUUAUUGACUUGUUUCUUUUCUUACCAUAAGACUUUCUUACCAUUUUGUAUUUGUAUUUGUAUUUGAAUUUGUAUAUGUAUUUUGGUAUUUUUAGUCAUAUUUUCUAUAUAACUUAAAA
Cannabis sativa is the source of this 1196-nucleotide messenger RNA. Its product is annotated as E3 ubiquitin-protein ligase RSL1. NCBI's taxonomy places the organism in Eukaryota, Viridiplantae, Streptophyta, Magnoliopsida, Rosales, Cannabaceae. Gene Ontology annotation, cellular component: cytoplasm; ubiquitin ligase complex. Gene Ontology annotation, molecular function: ubiquitin conjugating enzyme binding; zinc ion binding; ubiquitin protein ligase activity. The coding region runs from base 89 to 1015 and encodes 308 amino acids. The transcript is spliced from 2 exons. The record is from RefSeq and is a predicted model, not a curated record. Gene Ontology annotation, biological process: positive regulation of proteasomal ubiquitin-dependent protein catabolic process; ubiquitin-dependent protein catabolic process; protein polyubiquitination.